This is a messenger RNA of Anolis sagrei ordinatus, 2075 nucleotides long. RefSeq names its product nuclear receptor subfamily 1 group H member 4 (gene NR1H4). NCBI's taxonomy places the organism in Eukaryota, Metazoa, Chordata, Lepidosauria, Squamata, Anolidae. Gene Ontology annotation, biological process: negative regulation of inflammatory response; negative regulation of transcription by RNA polymerase II; cell differentiation. The record is from RefSeq and is a predicted model, not a curated record. Gene Ontology annotation, molecular function: zinc ion binding; bile acid binding; nuclear receptor activity.
UUAAGCCUAAAGUCAGCAUGUUAUCACACUGAAGGCUUCUGCAAAAGUGAGAAAAGCUAAACAAAAAUGUUCCCAUUUAAAAGUCAUUAGGAUUUGGAACUGAGUGCAGAGAGUUGAUUCAUAGAGUUAGUAUCUACCAGCAAGACGACAAGAAGACACAAAGUGUUUUCAUUGACACUUGGCUUCGUUUGUUGCAAUCAGUAUUCUAUCAAAGACAUCAUGGCAUCAGAGAUUAGCCUAGUAAGCCAUUCCCAGCUACCUUCAACGGAUGGAUUUUCUCUUUCUGAAGCUUCUCCUUUAUUUGGUGUCCUUCCAGAUCCAAUGACUUCUCCACUGCAAGAUUCUGAUGUGUCACCAUAUUCCCAGUACAACCCUGUGCACUUUCCACCAGCACAGCCAACAAUCUCUUCACCGUCUUAUUACUCCAGCCUUAGCUUCUAUCCCCAGCAGCCAGAGGAAUGGUAUUCCUCAACCAUGUAUGAACUCAGAAAAAUGCCUUCUGAUAACUUCUUCACUAAGGAGCCAGACCUAGUGAGCGCAUCUGUGGCCAGGAGGUCUCGAGUGGGGAGUUCAUCUGGAAGAAUGAAAGGCGAGGAGCUCUGUGUUGUCUGUGGUGACAAAGCUUCUGGAUACCAUUAUAACGCUCUUACCUGUGAGGGCUGCAAAGGAUUUUUCAGAAGAAGUAUCACCAAAAAUGCUGUGUACAAGUGUAAAAAUGGAGGAAACUGCGAGAUGGACAUGUAUAUGAGAAGAAAGUGUCAGAUGUGUCGUCUACAGAAGUGCAAGGAAGUUGGGAUGCUGGCUGAGUGUUUGUUAACAGAAAUUCAAUGCAAGUCAAAACGGUUAAGAAAAAAUACAUCACAGCCUCUAGAUCAGUCAACUGGUGAAGAUACUGAUGGUUCUGAUGUGAAGCAAGUGUCCUCUACAACCAAGUUCUACAAGGAGAAAGUAGAACUAACUCCAGAACAACAGAAUCUCCUGCACUAUAUCAUGGAUUCAUAUAAUAAACAACGGAUCCCUCCUGAAGUUUCUAAAAAGCUUUUACAAGAGGAAUUCAGUGCUGAAGAAAACUUUCUCAUCUUAACAGAAAUGGCCACCAGUCAUGUACAAGUUCUUGUGGAAUUCACCAAAAGAUUACCAGGCUUCCAAACCCUUGACCAUGAGGAUCAAAUUGCAUUGCUAAAGGGUUCUGCUGUGGAAGCCAUGUUCCUUCGCUCAGCUGAGAUUUUCAACAGAAAACUCCCUACAGGCCAUGCUGACCUCCUGGAAGAGAGAAUUCGUAACAGUGGUAUCUCAGAUGACUACAUAACACCCAUGUUCCAAUUCUAUAAGAGUAUUGGGGAACUGAAGAUGACACAAGAAGAAUAUGCUCUACUCACAGCAAUAGUUAUCUUAUCUCCAGAUCGGCAAUAUAUACAGAACAGGGAAUCUGUGGAAAGGCUUCAAGAGCCCCUGCUGGAAGUUUUGCAAAAGUUCUGCAAGCUUUAUCAUACCGACAACCCUCAACAUUUUGCCUGCCUCUUGGGUCGUCUUACAGAACUACGGACUUUUAAUCACCAUCAUGCGGACAUGCUGAUGUCGUGGAGAGUCAAUGAUCACAAGUUUACACCUCUUCUUUGUGAAAUAUGGGAUGUCCAGUAAUAAGAAUGGAUUUAGUUGCAACCCUAACCACGUGUACUUGGAAAAAUAGAACUGACUUCAUGCAAAUGUUUUCAGUAUCAAUUUUUAUCACCUGAACCUAAAAGCAUUUAUAGUAAAUUUUUCUUACAGUAGUUUGUCAGUUAGUUUUUUAACAAACAUUAUCCUAACGACAUGUACUGGAAAUUCUGGGGUGAUGGUCUUGUUCUCCAACUUUUCACUGCCCUUUUGGAACAACAACAACAACAAAUUCCCAAGACAUGCCUGAAGUUGUUAUACUCUUAUCUCUUCUGCAAGUAAACUGAUUGUAUCUACAUAUCUUCCUUCAGAAUUAUGAAAUCUCCGUGUGUGUUCAUUAUAUUCUGCUCAGUUCAAAUGUUUUAUUGACAAUUUUGUAGUUGCUAUAAGAACUCAGUAAAUAUUAUUUUGCCCAAGUA